AUGUCACUUCGCCCAUGCACCUUCAUUAAUUUCGCGCAUUGUCCGUUCUCACGCGACAUGACAUCAGCGAUGACGUCGAAACGCAGCCCCUUUCUCCCUGUCAAGUUCAUGUCUGUAUUACGGACAUCCACUACAUCCGUUUCUUUCUUUCCUUCUUUCUUUUUCUACUUCCAUCUUUCCAGUUACCUUCACUCUUGUCUUUCUUUCUUUCAUUCUUUUCAUUGUUUAAUUUUUAUUGUCAUUUCUUUUCUUUUUAUUUCUUUCCCUCUCUCCUUCUUUCUUUCUUUCUUUCUUUCAUUUUUGUAUUUUCUGUUCAUUCUUCGCUUUUCUUUUUCUCUCUUCCUUUUUUCUUGGCUUUCUUUCCUAUCAUUCUUUAUGUUUUUUCUCUCUCCCUCUUAUUCUUUCUUUCUUUAUGUCUUUCUAUCUUCCAUUCCUUUCUUUAUGUCUUUUUCCCCUUUCUUUCUUUCUUCCGUUCUUUCUUUCUUUCUUUCUUUCUUUCUUUCUUUAUUUAUUUAUUUAUUUAUUUUUCCUUUCUUUAUGUCUUUUUCCCUUUUCUUUCUUUCUUCCUUUCUUUCUUUAUGUCUUUCUAUCUUUUUUUCUUUAUUUCUUUUCUCCUUCCUUAUGUUUAUUUUUCUUUCAUACUUUCUUUGUUUUCAUCUUUUUCUCCUGUUUUCUUUCUCUAAUUAUUUCUCAUUUUUAUCUAUUUUCACUCUUUCUUUUACUCUCCCCUUCUUACAUUCACUUUCUCUCAUUUUUUCUUUCUUUUUUUUUUUCUUUUCUUCUUUCUUUCUUCCUUUCUUCAUUCGACCGUUCGUUCUUUCUUUCCUUCUCCCCUUUCUUUUACUUCUUUCUUCAUAUCUUUCUCUGUUUCUCACUAUUUUCCUUUUGCUCUCUCUCUCCUCUCUCUCUCUCUCUCUCUCUCUAUCUAUCUAUCUAUCUAUCUAUCUUGUUUCUUAA
Acanthosepion pharaonis is the source of this 957-nucleotide messenger RNA. NCBI's taxonomy places the organism in Eukaryota, Metazoa, Mollusca, Cephalopoda, Sepiida, Sepiidae. The record is from the annotation of a GenBank genome assembly.